Messenger RNA from Phialemonium atrogriseum, 2741 nucleotides. RefSeq lists its product as uncharacterized. Gene Ontology annotation, cellular component: cytoplasm; mitochondrion. Lineage: Eukaryota; Fungi; Ascomycota; Sordariomycetes; Cephalothecales; Cephalothecaceae. The record is from RefSeq and is a predicted model, not a curated record. The transcript is spliced from 4 exons. Bases 186 to 2348 code for a protein of 720 amino acids. Gene Ontology annotation, molecular function: arginine-tRNA ligase activity; ATP binding. Gene Ontology annotation, biological process: mitochondrial translation; arginyl-tRNA aminoacylation.
UUUUUUUUUUUUUUUUUUUUUUUUUUUUGGGUCGCCUUCUUUUACCGUUUGACCGUCAUCGUUAGUCAGAAACUACCUAAUCACACCCUCCGCAACAAAAAUUUGAGUCAUAGUCAAGCAAUUGGGACUCCAGGCUUGUGUCCCAAGCCCAAUAUUCAACACCCUCCAAUCCGGCGGACUUCUCCAUGACAGUCUGUUCGUCGCUCUCUUUUGGAUCGUCUUCUCUUCGUCUCCCAAUUUCGUUUCGACCCCGCUCCGUGAACGCGCACCGGUUUCUGUCAACCACGAUUCUUCUUGCCCCCCGGCUUCCCCACUUCAACAGAAACAACCCCGCCAUCCACACCACCAAGCUGUUCGACCUCUCUGUGUCGCGUGAACCUGCCAAUAAACAAAACUGUUUGCGACCAGCUGCUCGCACGUACAGAACCAUGGCUUCAAACGCUGGCAUUGAACAGCUGUCGAAAUACGUCAAAGACCUGUCUCUGACUGAGAUUGCGACAACGUACCCCAACUGCCAUCCUGAUGUCAACCCUCUCGACUUCUACCGGGCGCAUCUCACCAAUGUCCUCCACAAGAUAACCGGUGUCGACCACAAAAUAAUCUAUCCCAAUCUACAGUGGGCCUCGGGCCUGGAGAAGGGAGAUUUCGUCCUCGCUGCUCCGUCUCUUCGUGUCAAGGGUAAGAAGCCCGACGAGCUGGCGAAGGAAUGGGUCGACAAUUUUCCCGAAGAAGACCCUCUUUUCGAUAAGCCCACCGUCACGAACUACUUUAUCGGCUUCUUCUGCAAGCGGGUGCCUCUCGCCCAGUCUAUUAUCCCCCAGAUCCAACAACUAGGACCCGAGUAUGGCUGCAAUAAGUACCUGGGCAUGAGAGACCCGUCAGACCCCAGCAAGGGAAAGAAGAGGAUAGUGGUCGAGUUCUCCUCGCCAAAUAUCGCCAAGCCCUUCCACGCCGGCCAUCUGCGAAGCACCAUCAUUGGUGGAUUCCUCGCGAACAUUUACGCCAGCGCUGGGUGGGAUGUCGUCCGGAUCAACUACCUCGGUGACUGGGGGAAGCAAUACGGUCUUCUCGCGCUUGGUUUCGAGAAGUACGGCGACGAGGAAGCGCUCAAGAAGGACCCCAUCAACCAUCUCUACGAGCUCUACGUCAAGAUCAACAAGGAUAUGACGGCCGAGAAGGAGGCCAUCGAAGCCCAGAAAGCCGAAGGCAAGGACGUCACCGAGUUGGAGGCCAACACUCUCGACGAGCAGGCGCGCCAGUACUUCAAGAAGAUGACGGAUCGCGACGAGACCGCUCUGGCCCAGUGGAGACGGUUCCGGGAUCUCAGCAUUGUUCGGUACAAGGAAACCUACGCUCGCCUGAAUAUCCAUUUCGACGAGUACAGCGGCGAAAGCCAGGUCACGGAGGAGGCGAUGGAGAAGACGGCCCAGGAGAUGGCCGAGAAGAAGAUCACGACCGUUGACCAGGGCGCCGUGAUUGUCAACUUUGCCGAAUUGCUGCCCGGAAAGGAGGGUAAGCGUCUCGAACGCCCGAUCGUGAGGAAGAAGGACGGCACGGCGCUCUACCUCACCAGGGAUAUCAGUGAGCUUUUGGGCCGGUACGAGAAGUACAAGUUCGAUCAGAUGAUCUAUGUCGUUGCCUCUGCGCAAGACCUGCACUUGAAGCAGCUCUUCAAGAUCAUCGAGCUCCUGGGCCACAAGGACAUUGCCGACAAGUGCCAGCAUGUCAACUUCGGGCUCGUGCUCGGAAUGAGUACCCGGAGGGGCACCGUCAAGUUCUUGGAUGAUAUCCUCCGGGAUGUUGCCGACAAGAUGCACGAGGUCAUGAAGAAGAACGAAGACAAAUACUCCCAGGUCGCGGAUCCUAUCAGCACUUCGGACAUCCUCGGUAUCAGCAGUGUUAUGGCCCAAGAUAUGUCGGGCAAGAGGAUCAACAACUACACCUUCAAUAUGGAUGCCAUGACCUCCUUCGAGGGCGACACCGGACCGUAUCUGCAGUACGCCCACGCUCGCGUCUGCUCCAUCGAGCGACGCGCCGGUCUCACCAAGGAAGACCUGGCGUCGGCAGACCUGUCCCUCCUGACGGAGCAGCACGCCGUCAACGUCGUCCGCCUGAUCGCGCAGUGGCCCGACGUCGUCCAGAACCUGUUCCGGACGCUGGAGCCGACCAACGUCCUGACCUACCUCUUCAAGAUGACGCACGCGCUGAGCGGGAGCUACGACCAUCUCAGGAUAGUGGGUAGCGAGCGGGAGGUGAUGAAGGCCCGCAUGGCCCUGUACGACGCUGCGCGGACGGUCUUGUCCAACGGCAUGCGCCUGCUGGGACUCAGUCCUGUCGAUAGGAUGUAAAUCUGUCCCUUCGGCUGUUGGUCAUGGGUAGUGUCAAACAGGCCCCCGGUCGUGGAGACUCGGGGAUUGCGAUUUGGGGGGAGAGUUCCCCGUUCCAUCGUACGGAGAAAAGGAUGCUGGCAAUUUCAGGGGGGUUCCCUCUCUGGCUUGGUCAUCCCAUACAUCCGCGUGAUGGCUGGAUUCGUAUUGUUGGCAGCUUGUCGAGCUAUUGCCACGGCCGCGCCCCCAAUCAUUGCUUGUCGAACAGCUCAAGGAGCCUGAUGUCGUUUAUCUAAAAGGGAGGUACGUGCUUGACUGGUAGUUAGCUGGUAGAAGGAUACCGGGUAGAUCCGAUUCGGACGCCAAAAAGAUAAAUUUUUGCCCUAAACACACAGACUCGUGCAUCCGUCUGGC